Molecule: messenger RNA, 6550 nt
Organism: Neopsephotus bourkii (Bourke's parrot)
Lineage: Eukaryota; Metazoa; Chordata; Aves; Psittaciformes; Psittacidae
Gene: BBS12
Product: Bardet-Biedl syndrome 12
Exons: 3
Coding region: 106-2235 (709 amino acids)
Biological process (GO): photoreceptor cell maintenance; chaperone-mediated protein complex assembly
Source: RefSeq, a predicted model, not a curated record
GUGUGCGGCGGUGGAUGGUGCGUGCGCGGAGCCAGCUCAGCUCGUCUCAGCCCGGCCUCGGGGAGCAGGGGGAAAACGCAGCCUAAUCGAUCCUGCCUGCUGCCCAUGGCUUUCAGGGAUGUGAAUGCAAGGCGACACAUUGGACUUCAGCAACUCUCUUCCUUAGCCUUAGCUGGAAGAACAUUACUGGGGCCAGUGAAAUCAUGUAAAUUCAUUGUGGAUGAAAUCACCAACGAAAGCACAUUGAUCUGUUCUGCUGUUAGACUGAUUGAAAGUUUGGAUUUAACUAGUGCUGCUGGACAGCUUCUUAAUGAAACUGUUCAGGCACAAACCAAGGAGUUUAAGACUGGAAUGAGUACCCUAUUGUUUCUUGUUGGUGCAUGGAGCAAUGCUGUAGUGGAAUGCCUCCAGCAAAAUGUUCCGGUUUCAGCAAUAGUAUCUGUGAUGUCCGAGGGGUUGAGCUCUUGCUGUGAGAGAGUCCAGUGCCUUCAAAUAUCAAUACAUGAUGUAAAGAAACAGCUCUGUUCUAGCAGUGUUAGGCCAAAUGCUUCUAAAAGCAAAACUUGCCAAACUGGAUGUGACAGUCCUCCAAAUUCCCAGCUUUUCCUGUAUUUUCAGAAAGAUAUUUCUGUACCAGAAAUAAUUCCAAUGAAUUCGUGUUCCCAUCAAGAUGAUGAUUGUAAUUUUAACAAGCACCUGGUUUCACCUUUGCCUGGCUUUGAUUCAGUAGCUUCUCUUGUCAAACCAGCGGGUGACAAAAGUACAUCUGUGAUUUCUGGAAGUGGUGUUACCACAUCCAGCUGUAACAAACAAAAGCUGACCCACAGCAGGUACUUCAGCACUCUACGAAAAAGCCUUUUUUCAAGUCAGCAAGGUAAUUCUCAGGGAUACCUUCUGGGACCAUCAGCAGAUUCAUGUGAAUGUGGUGGUUUAGGACACCUGGCAAUGGCUCUGAGCCACGGAAAUAAAACUAGCAUGAAACUGCUACAAAACAUUGUUACAUAUCAGCAAGAGACAGCAGAACACAGGGGCUCUUCCCAGUUAAAUGUUGCAGAAAUUGUGACAUGCUGCUUAGUGGGCCUGCCUGAAAGCUGUUCUUGUGCCUCCCCAGGCUUUGUCACACUGGUAUCACCAGAACAAGUCACAGUUAUCAAACACUUUGAAGACAAACUCCUUCGGAUUCUGCUAAUAGACGGUGACCUAACUGAGCAAUAUCGACACUUAGGUUUUAACAGACCGUGUAAUGUGAGGACCAUAGCGGAGCAUCCUAACCUACAGGAAGGAGACCUGUGGCUAAGCAGUAUGGUAGAUAAUCUGAUCAAAUUUGAAGUAAACCUGGUUUUGGUCAAAGGAAAUGUGUGUGAAAACUUAAUGGAAAGGUGCAUUGCAAAGAGUAUAUUGUUAGUUAGUUCUGUGACUUGGAAUGUGUUGUGUGCCUUCGGGGAAGUCACUGGCGCUCAGCCAGUGACAUACCUCACCCAGAUGAACGCUACUUGUGUGGGGAGUGGGGUCCAAGUGGAGUUGUGGAAGGCCUGUGAUGGGCGUACAAUGGAUCUGGGUGAACUCGUACCGGUCAGAAUAAAAGCACAAGGAAUUCCUCUGCUCACAGCCGUGCUUACUACUACUGUAGCUUCAAAGAUGCAGCUCAUUGAAGACCAGUUCUGGACUUCAGUGUAUCGACUCCAUCAUGCUUUAAAUGACAAGAAGGUUUUUAUUGGUGGUGGUGCUGUGGAACUCUUGUGCCUCAGUCACAUUCAGAUGCUUGUCGAACAGCCUUUACAGCCACCAAAUCAAAAUGCUGCAGAAGAGUUUCACAAUCCUUGGCAGGCAGCAUCUGCAACCGAAUAUAAAUCAGUUGUGCUCCAAGCGUUAGCAAGUGGCUGGAAACAGUAUCUUUUGGUGGUUAUGUGUAACACCACAAAAGCUGCAUCGAAGUUGGAAGCGUGCACCUCACUUGAUCAUUACCUCAGAAAAGCAACUGACUGUGGCUCUCCUUCAGCAUACAUACUGAAAGAGUUUAGAAGAGGUGAUCUGCUCAGGGAUGGUGCUGGUCCCUUCGCUGACCACAGGGAAGAUUUAAAGGUUUAUGAUAACGUUACAGCCAAGACAGAGGCAUGGCGGAGAGCUCUAGAUUUGGUGCUACUAGUACUUCAAACAGAUGCUGAAAUUGUCACAGGUCCCAGAAAGAAUCAGCUAUUGAGCUCGCAUGUCUCAAGUGAAUUUAUGUUUUUAUAGGACUUGCAGGCUUUAUUUAUAACUCCAUCAGUCCAGGGACAACCUACACUUCUUCAUAGUUUAUAAAGCAAACAUUUACGUAUGAUUAUGACUUCAGAGCCUAACAGCAGAAAUCAGAAGACAUGACAGUCACAAAGUAAUUUCUCAUUUCUAGAAAUGGGAGUUAAAAAACAGAAAGCACUUGUGGAUUUCCUUCUAACCCCAGCUGUGCAUUUCUAGCCAAUAAUAUUGUCCAUAUGGAUAGAUUCAUCCAGUCAAACUGGCUAAUGUUAUUUAGCAGAGCAAAUGUGCAGUUCUUUUUGUCAUUAUAAUGAGGAGUGUCUAGGCAGGUGGACAUAUUGAGUCCAGAUGGAGAAAAGUUUGAUACCUUGGAUAUGCUUAUGUUCUGGAUAUACACUGUCUGUAUGAGGUAUCUGGAUUUGUAUUUUGUAAAUUAUUCUUGGUUAAUGUCUUUUAAUGUCUUCUAAAGAAGAAUAGGAACAUAACAUUGUCAUAGUUGUGUUAAUUUCUGUACAAUGCAAAUGUUAAGAGUUAAACAUGCAAUAAUUAUGAGUGCUACAUUUUAUGCUGAAAGAUUGUACUAAUAGAUUCUAAUUUUGCAUAUUUAUAUGUAUGUCCUAUUUCAAACAUAUACCCUUUGAGAUUUUCUUCAUUUUGACAUAAAUUUAGGCAGAAUCCUCCACUUUCAUUGUUAGAGACUGGAUGUAUCUCUACACAAAGUUUUCUUUUAUGUUGCAAGUUGGAUUUUUAGAUUAUUCUCUGGGCUUUCUCAGUUACCUUUGCAAAGAGGAAAAUGUUGUAUGUUUUAGCUGUUAGCUAAAAACUGGAAACAAAUCUAUCAUGGUGAUUGAGGCAAGGCAUUUUUACUGUCUUUUGGCAUUUGAAAUUUGAAAGCAGAGCCAUGAACAGCUGGCACUUUGUUGCAAGAAAGAGGAGUGUAACUAUGGAGAUAGUUGUUCAGAAUGCAAAAUUCAGAAAAAAAGUAAGUGAAAUGUCUCACCACUGCAGUGAAAACAGAUGGGAAAAGGAAUGGAAAUGGUGAUGCUAAAGCAGAUUCUUGCUUUUAGGAUUUUUUUCAUUAAAAUGCUAAUGUCUGGAAGUGCUAGGGUUAAACACUUCUUGGUUGCAAUAGCUUGUGCUGAUGGCAGACAGUCCUUCUGUGGUGAAAGCUAAGAAUUGGGGUGUGCUAAAGAGUGUUUUCUGAGGUGUGAUUCUGUGGAAAGGCAGACAUAUUUUCCUUGAGGUAUCUCCCCACUGCAGAAGACAUCUUGGAUAAGAGCCAUCAGCUGCCUCAAACCCCUGUGACCACGGGCAGUUCCCCAGUUGACCUCUGCUGAACUUUAACACAGUUGCUCUUUUCUCUUGGGAAGGCCCUUCCCUUCUACCUGUGCAUUCAGGCUUGAGUUAAUGAAAAAUUGAGUUCCAAAAAUGUCUCCCCUGUUGUGCAAACACCUCAACAUUAUAUCCCAUUGUAAUUGUCAAUAGGUAUUUGACAGAAUCUGCUAUUUUCUACCUCCCACACGUUCACUACAUCUUUUUGGUUCCAUUGAUGUCUUUAGCCCCAUAAAAUAACUCCAUAACCUACACCGCAUUUAGCUAAAAAUAGCCUUUUCUGAGACUUGCUUACAUCUUGCAGGUCUCCAUAGCUGGGGAAUCCCUGGAGAGGUGGGAUAGGAGACUGAGGUUCUGAAUUAACUUAGGCAUGAGGUGGAAUUGGGAUCCUUAGAAACAGCUUCUGAGUGUUGAAAUGACCAGAAGCCCUAACUUCAUUUUUAUGAAGAAAAGAAUCCAUCUAAAUGCAUUUUAACCCAGAGUUUUCUCCUACACUAGUCUCAAAUUCAGAUCUUUCACAGAACUGUUUACCAAGUGGAUCACACUAGGUUAAUAAUUGAUAUAUUCUGUACGUCAGGAAAAGAAAGAUACAGAUAAUGAAAUUCACCCUCAAAUACGGCUUAGGUACAUAUAGGUAUAUAUGUCUGUGCGUAUAUUAAAGUAGUGUUAUAGAGGGGAUUUUCAAAAGAUUCAAAGUUCUCAUUGCUUAAUCGCAUAUUUUAUUUUUUUAUAUAUUUAUAUUCAACUCACAUGUAGCUGAAAUGCUCUUAAGGAGCUUAAGGAAGCAUAUUUAUAGCAGUUGCCUUUUAGAAAUAGGGGAGAAAAACUUUUCUGUGUGUAGAAAGUUAUGCUUGUAGUAUUUAGUCAUCUCUGACCUGAGACCAUAAAUAUUUUGAUUUUCUAAAAACUCCAUAAUUCAGUGGCUUUUGGCAGAAUCUUGUCAGUACUAUAGGAGUUUAUAAUUUUAUUUUUAAAUUAUAGUUCCUAGCAGCAUAGGGAUCUAGCUGUAUUAAAGUUUUGAUCAGUUGGGCACUGGUGUUUCACUGCUGGGCCACACUCUUUGUGUACUAAGAUAUGAGAGAGGAAGAGUUUGGUAGUCAAAAGAGGCAAAAGGAGUUAGUGGCUGUUAGGUGAGAAGGAGAUAGAAACACAGCGUAAAUAAAUAUAAACAAACUGCUGCUCUGCAAGUGUUUGCAGGUCAUCUUUGGCUUAUGCUGUUUUUCUUGAACCUCCUCUACUGAGCAUUGCAUCACCCCUGUUGCCAAGAAAAGAUCCAGUUGCACUUUAUUUGAAUAAUAGAGCUAAGUGGAUUAUGGAAAAACUGCAUCCAUGAAUUGUGUCGAGGUGGUCCAAACAGCUAUUUAUAGGGCCCUUAAACACCAAGAUCUGGCACACCAAAUGUUGAGAAAAUCCAAAAUGAUGUAAUUUUUCCAAUCAGGCUUUUAAAAAGCACAUAAUGAGAUAUUUAAAUAUUGUGAUACAGAAGUUUUCUAAAAAGCUGUCAAGCAUGUAUGUUUUGGUUACUGAACACUUGCUUUUCUACAGGCCAGUGAAAUAGAAAGUUGUAUAAACUAGCUAGAUAUUGUAUCCUGCAUUACUUAAAAUUAUUUUGAUACACCCAGAAAUUUAACAUGCAUGCUGUCCUAAAGGCAUCCUCCUUCUGCAAUGUGCAAUACAAUAUACAUGUGUGGCCUUCUCCACUUCAAAGCUCUUGAACCUCUUUGCAACAUAGAAUGAAGGUCCCGUGCGUGUCUGCCAUGGCUCUUAGAGCAGGGAAUGAUUUCAGCUUCUCCCAGGCAGAGGCUCCUCCUAUAGUACACAAAGGCUGUUAGUGUAGAGUAUGAUGUGAUGCAAGAGCUAAGCUUUUAUAUUUUAUGUGUCUGGGAAAUUGGGAAAUGGCAGAGAUUUUAGGAAAAGGAUUGUUCCAAGGAACAUCUCACUCUCUGCUGAAACUCUGUCCUAGUCAGGAGUCUCAUUUCUCCCUUCCAGGCCAGUAUCAUCAUUCCCAGCUCACUCCUCCUUCUAUUUAAGGCUGAUGCCAUUUUAUUUAACAUCUAUAAGGACAACCUUUUAGGCCUCUCUGCUCCUUCAUGAUUUCCUGAAAUGUAGUAGAGGUCAUAGCAACAAGACCCUUGUCCCAAGGUGGGCUAGCCUAAAGGGCACAGCCUGCUUGCAAAUUCUGGUCCAGUAAGGGCUGAUAACUGCAAAGACUGAUUGAAGCAGAUUAUUUGGAAUGCUGUUCUGGGCUGCCCUAUCUCCACUUCCAUUUAUCUUGGGAAAGAUUCAAGAAUGGGGAGCUGAGUGGCUUUUUUUUUUUUUUUUUUUUUUUGAUUCAACUUUUCAAAACUCUGCCUGCUUUUCUGUGCUUCUCAUUUGGGGGAAUAACACGGUUUGCUUUUAACUUAGAAGCAUCACCUCUCAGCAUGUUCCUUUUUCACAUGUUGGGGCCUAAGUUUGUGAGAUUAGAAAUUACCUUUUGCUCUGUUAUUUCAGGAGACUGGUACAAACUUGCAAAAAAAAUGCUUUUUGAACAAUGUAUUGUAAAAUGACACUAGAAGCUAUACAUUACAUCUUUUAUGCAUCUGUACUCUUCAAGCACUCCUAGCACCAAUAAAAUGUUUCUGGGUGGAGUUAGCAGUAGUAUCUAAUUGAGUAAGAAACAAGUUUAUUCUGGUGUCCAUGUAUGGAAACUUCCUAACCUCUUGAUUUCCUUUUGAAUUUCUUGAUUUAUUCCUGCCAGUGUUUGUUUUAAAACAAAAGUUCUCAGCAUGUGUCUUGCCCAGUGACAUUAGGAAAUUUCUUGGCUGAUGCUUUCUGCAAGUAGAUCAAAGUAAUUUGGGAUCUUGCCGCAAACCAGCAUCAAGAGCUGACUUUCUAUGAAAAGCAAGUUGACUACUCAUAGCCAGUGCAGGCAGGAUAUCUAGAAGAGCUGCACCAACUCUACCAGGUAACAAAUAAAUGAAAUGUCUCAUUGAUUUUUUUA